Molecule: messenger RNA, 363 nt
Organism: Symbiodinium sp. CCMP2456
Lineage: Eukaryota; Dinophyceae; Suessiales; Symbiodiniaceae
Source: the annotation of a GenBank genome assembly
AUGAGUGCUCGGUCGCAGAGCAUCCCAGUCCUCACGAAAGUGGUGAUUGUGCUGUUCUCCAUGGUACUGUCCUCUUCAAUCUUGUCUGCAAUUUUGUACUACGCCUUUGCACCCUCGUUCCCGCCUCCGGUCUCAUACGUAAGCCUCUCCAGCCACGGCGGCGACGUGAUUCUGCUUAACAUCAGUUUCUUUGUCAGCCGUCUCCCUUACACCUUCGGUAAAUUUGUACGGGUGGCGCUUUUAGCCUGGACUAUUUGCUAUCUGGACAGUGAUCCAUUUCCCCUGAAUGAAUGCCCCAUCUACGUCGAACUGGAUUGGCGCUACCCGCUCAAGACCGGCAUCCUAUUGGGCCGAAGGAGUUGA